AUGGAGACGUAUCACGGUCACGUCCGCACCCCCGCGGACGCUAUCAUCCUCUUUGAAGCAUGUCGCAUCGGUCUCCUGCCUCGCGUCCAGCGACGACUCUCCGAAAAAGAACGCCAACUCAUUCAAUCCGGGUCCGUGUUCGUCUGGGAUGAACGAGAAGCCGGCAUGCGACGAUGGACGGAUGGCAAAUCUUGGAGCGCCAGUCGGGUCUCGGGGAGUUUCCUGACUUAUCGCGAAAUGGAGGGCAAACGAGGGGGUACCAGCGUGUCGCAAUCCGCCUCCAUGGCCCGAGCCGGGAAAACCCCAGAGAGUGGACGAGGGAGUGACGAUGACCGACCCGAUGGCCCUGAUGAAGGCCCCGACGGCUAUCGAUAUAAGCCGGACGGCCUGAUGAAGCAGUCCUUUAGCAUCACCACCUCCACGGGCCAACACCUCCACUUGAUUAGCUAUUACUCCCGCUCCCAUCCCGCCGCCGCCAACCUGCAACAGCCAUCCACCGAUCCCGCGUUGCGUCAUGUACGGCCUCAAAAGGGUCUCUAUCCCGAAUCCACGGUCAACGACCAGCAGAACCUGCCGGUGGUUACGCGCGGUCCCAUGGCCGGCGCACCGUACGCGAUUCCGCCGCCGCCGCCGCCGCCGCCGCCCCCUCAUCCCAUGGCCCCCUACGCGCGCUCUGGUGCAACUCACCCACACUCCUAUGCAGCUUCCUAUCCGUGGCCGCCCACCCCUCUGGGGACCCCGCCUACUGUGUCGAUUCACUAUCCGGCCUACGUUGCUCCCGCCAACGCCCAACUCGCGUAUGCUCCUCAUCAUCAUCAUCAUCAUCCUCCUCCUCCGCCACCACCACCACCCCCACCCCCGCCCCCACCACAUCACGCCCUGCCACCGCCCCCACAACAACCACCGGGAUUAACCGCGGCCUAUGAACGACCCGUGCACCCGGUCGAGAGCGCCAUUCCUCCCUCCCACCCAGCAGUCGCCUUACAACAGCCUCCGCUGGCAUUGCUUGCCGGUCGGUCCCCGCGCGGGGUCGCAGACCAGGAACUUCUCCUCCGAAGCCCUCCGGAAUACACAACUGCCAUUGGGGACCUGCGCCGCACGUCUCCGCGCACCCAACCGCAUCCCAGUCCCCAUCCCAAUGGACUCCCCUCGGUCUCGCGCAGUCCGCGGGUUCUCAACCAAGCCCCUCCGCCGGGGUCUAUGCAAAUCCCGCCUCCCAACGCGGCCUCCAAGCCCUCCCUCGACACCAACGCGGCCAGUAUUGUGCCCGGUAUCACGUCGCUGAUGAGUGGUCCGCCCAUAGGCGCCCUGCCCUCGAUCUCUGCACCGGCUGGCCCGGGCGCAGGUCGUGCUGCUGAAGGACCCCGGGAUAUUCCCAACGACAAGAUCGGAUGUGGCGGCGAGGACCUGCGUGCACUUCGUCAAUUAGAUCGGGUGUUUACCGCAUAG
This is a messenger RNA of Aspergillus ochraceoroseus IBT 24754, 1449 nucleotides long. RefSeq names its product camp independent regulatory protein. Bases 1 to 1449 code for a protein of 482 amino acids. The transcript has a single exon. Lineage: Eukaryota; Fungi; Ascomycota; Eurotiomycetes; Eurotiales; Aspergillaceae. The record is from RefSeq and is a predicted model, not a curated record. Gene Ontology annotation, molecular function: DNA binding.